Sphaerodactylus townsendi is the source of this 8510-nucleotide messenger RNA. It is a transcript of the gene JMY, whose product is annotated as junction mediating and regulatory protein, p53 cofactor. Gene Ontology annotation, cellular component: nucleus; cytoplasm. Gene Ontology annotation, molecular function: actin binding; transcription coactivator activity; Arp2/3 complex binding. The record is from RefSeq and is a predicted model, not a curated record. Gene Ontology annotation, biological process: 'de novo' actin filament nucleation; intrinsic apoptotic signaling pathway by p53 class mediator; positive regulation of apoptotic process. NCBI's taxonomy places the organism in Eukaryota, Metazoa, Chordata, Lepidosauria, Squamata, Sphaerodactylidae.
GGGGCCUCCACGUGAUCGCCUCAAGUACCUGUAUGUCUGCCUAUUGACUGCAUUGUCCCCGGCAGCCCGCCGCCGCCGCCGCCUCAUCGCCACAAAGCAGCGAGGGGGAGAGCGGGGCGCGCGCGCCGCAGAGGGCCGAGGAGGCGGAGGCGGCCGUUGCGGCGACUGACUGACGACUCUCUCGCGCCUCAGCCUAUCCCCUUCCCCACCGCCUCGCCAGCGCAUCCUUUCUGCCUGCCUCCCUUCGCUCCGUGUCAGCCAAAAUGGCUGAUGCUGGGCAGUGAGCGGCCGCCCGGCGACUGCAACAACCCCGAUCCGCGGCGGCGGCGGGUGGGGGCGGCCGAGCCGAGCGCGGCGCCGCCACCAUGAGCGCCUUCGCCCUGGAGGAGACGUUGGAGGCGGACUGGGUGGCGGUGAGGCCUCACGCCUUCCACGAGCGGGAGAAGCACAAGUUCGCCUUCAUCGCGGCCUGGAACGAGAUCGAGGGCAAGUUCGCCAUCACCUGCCACAACCGGACGGCCCAGAGGCAGCGCAGCGGCUCCCGGGAGCUCCGCCGCAGCGGCGGCCCCGGCAGCAGCAGCAGCCCCGGCAGCAGCGGAGCCGAGCAGCGGACCUCCAAGGCCGGUGGCGGCGGGAGCCCCACGGUGCGCAGGAGCCCGGCCUGGAGCGCCGAGCAAGGCCAAGCCAGGAGCUCGCCGGUCUCCCCGGUCCAGUCGGACUCGUCGCUCCGGAGCCCCGGCGGGCGGGCGGCUGAGGUGCCGCAGAGGAGCCCGGCCCGGGCGAGGAGCAGCCCGGGCCGGAAGCCUCAGCCUGCCCCAGAGGCGCCGCUCAGCCCCGCGGCCUGCGCGGCCCAGGAGAUGGAGGUGCUGGAGCUGGGCAAGGACGAGCCCGCGGGAGGCGCCGCCGCCGCCGCUCUGCUGCCGCCCUCCCCGCCCGCCGGACCUCUGGUCGCCGACUCGCCGGCAGAGCCUGAGGCGCCGUCGGGGGAGGAGUGCAGCUGGGCCGGGCUCUUCUCCUUCCAGGACCUGCGGGCCGUGCACCAGCAGCUGUGCUCGGUGACCUCGGAGCUGGAGCCCUGCUUGCCCCCGUCUUUGAAGAGGCCCCACUCAGGCAUGUGGACGAAGGUACUCUUCAGACCGCCAGAGCUGUCCGAGCGGGAGAUGGCCGGUUGCGCUGUGCCCUAUGGCUGCGCCGUUUACCUGGGCCACUGCCUGGAUACCUGCGGGUGGAAGAUCCUCUCCCAGGUGCUCUUCACCGAGACCGACGACCCGGAGGAAUAUUACGAAAGCCUGAGUGAACUGCGGCAGAAGGGCUACGAGGAGGUGCUGCAGCGGGCCCGCAAGCGCAUUCAGGAGCUCCUGGAAAAACAUAAGAAUACAGAAAGCAUGGUAGAGCUGCUUGAGUUGUAUCAAAUGGAAGAUGAAGCAUAUGGUAGCCUUGCUGAAGCCACCACAGAACUCUAUCAGUAUUUACUGCAGCCAUUCCGAGAUAUGAGGGAACUUGCAAUGCUCAGGCGACAGCAAAUAAAGAUUUCCAUAGAAAAUGAUUACUUAGGUCCAAGAAGAAUUGAGAGUCUACAAAAAGAAGAUGCAGAUUGGCAGCGGAAGGCCCACAUGGCUGUACUUUCUAUUCAAGACCUUACUGUGAAGUACUUUGAAAUAACAGCUAAAGCACAGAAAGCUGUAUAUGACCGAAUGCGAGCAGACCAGAAAAAGUUUGGCAAGGCUGCAUGGGCAGCAGCAGUGGAACGGAUGGAGAAACUUCAAUAUGCCGUUUCUAAGGAGACUCUGCAGCUGAUGAGAGCGAAAGAAAUCAGUCUGGAACAAAAGAAACAUGCACUGAAAGAAGAGAUGCAGAGUUUACAAGGUGGCACAGAAGCCAUUGUACAUUUGGACCAACUAGAAGCUGACUAUUAUGACCUGCAACUUCAGUUAUAUGAAGUGCAGUUUGAAAUCUUGAAGUGUGAAGAACUGCUGCUGACUGCUCAACUUGAAAGCAUCAAAAGACUUAUUUCAGAGAAAAGAGAUGAAGUAGUAUAUUACGAUACAUAUGAGAGUAUGGAGGCCAUGCUUGAAAAGGAGAAUAUGGCAACAUCUAUACACUUGCAAAGAGAAGAAUUACAGAAAUUGCAGCAGAAAGUCCGACAGCUAGAAGCAAGACGUGGGCGAAUUUCAGCCAAGAAAGCCUACCUCAGAAACAAAAAGGAGAUUUGCAUUGUAAAACAUAAUGAAAAAUUCCUGAAGCACCUUCAAAGUGAAGAGGAGUCAAGUGCGCAUCCUGGGAAGUUUAAGAGAGAGCGAUUGCAAGAUGAGGAAGAGAGGAAAAGCUCAUGGGUUAGUCAAGAGCGACAGAAAACACUGGAUAGACUUCGAACAUUUAAGCAGCGUUAUCCUGGUCAAGUAAUACUCAAAUCAACCAGACUCCGAUUGGCCCACUCAAGAAAAAAAAGUACAGCUAGUUUAAUACCAUCUGCUGAUCAUCCCCUGUCUUUACCAGUAACCACCCAGACUGAUGAGAGACCCCAAGAAGUGAGACCAGAAAAAGUAGUCCAACCUUUACAAAUCCAUGAGCCUAAGAAUUUAGGAGAAAUUCAGAAUACUUCUUUACCUCCCUGUGGCGUUACUUCUGACUUUGUUCAAACUACGUCUCUUCCGGCUGAACUUCACCCAGGUGUAGGUAGUGAGGCACCACUUCCUCCUCCGUUGCCGCCGCCGCCCCCACCACCUUUGCCCACCAAGGAACAGUCUACUCAAUGCUCUGAAAAAAGUACUAGCCCCAUUAAACAAGACAGCACAGAAAAGCCAAGUCUACUGAGCACCAUUGCACCAUCGGCUCAUUUCUUUGAUAGCAGUCAGUUAGUCAGUGCCAAGAAGAAGCUAAAGAAGACUGGCGAUUUAGAAGGAUUUCAGAGAAGAAGAGUGAGUUCGCCGAUGGAUGAGGUGUUGGCUUCUUUGAAGCGUGGAAGCUUUCACCUGAGGAAGGUUGAGCAGAGAAACCUUCCUCCUUUCCCAGAUGAAGAUGACAGCAAUAACAUCCUAGCACAGAUACGAAAAGGAGUGAAACUGAAGAAGGUUCAAAAGGACCUGAUGCGAGAGUCUUUCACAAUUCUGCCUGAUGAUGAUCCUUUGACGCGCAGCAUCCAUGAAGCGCUCCGGCGAAUCAAGGAGGCAUCACCAGAGUCUGAAGAUGAGGAGGAAAAUCUUCCUUGCACGGACUGGGAAAAUUAAGGUGCUAAGGAUUCCACAAGAUACCGUUUUCCUUUCACUUUUGAACAUUCAGAAUCAACAGUUUGAUCACCAACUUCAGUCUGGGAAAAGGCUUACGUGGACAGACUAUUUGAUAUGUAUAUAAGAGCCUCAGUACAUUUUUUUAUUCAUGGUAGAAGAUUGUGGUUGGACCAAACACUACCUUAUUUAGAUGUGCAUUUUGUGUAACACUGAGGAGAGUGAUCCCUUCAAGAUAUUUUCUAGUUCUUCACUCACUUUUUACAUUUGUGUGAUACACAGUUAAGUAGCAGCUAUUGCACAAAGUUUCUUCCUAAGUUUGGUUGCAAGGACAGGUAUGAAAACCAGCCCUUUGGUUCACUGAAGAUUCAGCUGUUUAAGAAACAAAUCACUACAUUCACGUCAGCUUCUUGCACAACAGCACAAUUACCUAAAGUUUAUCACUGUAUUCUUCAUGCAGGAGGUGGAUUUCAGAGAUAUUAUUCAUUUGUUAAUUAUUCCAAAUACAAAGCGUAAGGUAGUUGAAAAUGGCAGCAGUUGGCUAUGCAGAGUAAUGGAGAGAAUCACCAAGAGCGAAAGGCAUGUAUUUAAGAAUGUAUUUGUUUACAGCCUAGUACAUUGAAAAAUGGUAUAUAUUAGAACCCUUUAGGAGGACCUGUAUACUGUAUACAUCUUAUAUUUUUAAAUUAGAUUUUUUUUCCUUGCUCUUAUGAAUAGCAAUGUUUAACUUCAGGGCUGAGUUAUUAUAAAGUUACAUAAAGUUUUAUUUAUAGAAGCAAUAUUUUGUAAUGACAAUAAUUAUAAUUAUUUUUGUCUAUUAGUUUGCCUGUUUUUGGUUAAUAAGAAACCUUUAUUUAAAGAGAAUGCAAAACUGAAAUAAGAUUUUACUCUUAUGGAAUGUGAGGUUUUUUUUCCAGUUUUGUUAUUCUCUUUUAAUUGUUGGACAGAUCUCAAUUAUAUAACAAUCUGUUUAUUUGAAAAAUGCUCUUUUCUUUUAACCCUGGUUGUGUAAUGGUCUAAAGGGGGCACAGCCUUCAGUACAAUAUCUAAAGCAACCUAAUCCCAAACAGCGUGACUCAUAGCUGCAGGCAGCUAGUUUAAUACUAACAGAGCACUAAACAGUAUUUCUGCACCAGGGCUAAUCUUGCCUGUUUUAAAAUUCUGUGUUGGAUGGGACCCUCCACUAGGAGAAUCUUGAGUUUAUCCUGCUUUUAAUUUUUUUUUAAAAAAAGUUUGGUGUUUACUGAGCUUGAGAAACUAUGAUCCCUUGUCUUAGAAAAAACAUUAUUUACGAUAAUCAUUCGGUAUCCUGCUACAAGCAGAUUGCAUAAGUUUUUGUGUUGGAAAGAAUGCAUAUAACAACCCCUCUUACUUGUAUAUGAAGAGGUUAAAUAUUUUGCCCUUUUCCCUUUCAAAAAUAGUUGGGGAGCCAGUAACCAGUGACAAUAUGGUAUGUAACUGAGUGCACUCAGCUCAUGGAAACGUUAGGGUCUUCAGUAGUGACUCCUUGAUCAGUGAAGAUCUCAAUAUCAAGUAUUUUAGUGGAGCCCCUGCCAUUCUGUACUUAGCAGGGCUACUUUUGAAGCUUGCCUUAUAUAGUUCAAAAUGCUGCCCGUUUCAGAAGGCAUACUUGAGAGUUGCAUGAAUUCAGUUAAUUUGGGAGCACUGUCUGUUGAGACAAAUUUCUAUUAUGCAUUUGACAUUAAUUUGCAAGAAACAGCCCAUCUUUCCUCCCAAAUUAUUGCAUCUUAACCAAAACUGCAUUUUACACUGCAUAAUUGAAUACGUAGUUAAAAUCCCAGAUAAUGCAGGGUUUAAUGGCAAUAAUUCAGUAGCUGAAAAAGAUAUCUGUAAACCUUUAGCAUAGUUAGUAAGCUUUUUCUGUUGAUCACACACUCUCCAAAUUUGCACUGUAUACCAAAUUUGAAUUUUGAGCACAAAACAUAAACUUCUAAAGUUAAAAUGAUGUGGAUCAUGUAACGCUUCACACUGUCAGUUGCAACAGGAGCCUCAAGCAACACAUUUCCCUGGGGGAUUCACAUAAGAUAGUAAUAAAAGUUCUGAGUGAUGAAAUUAUUAUUUGUUGAAAGCUUGGAAUAACGUUCCUUGUCUUUAUCUGAAUUAUGUGAGCAAUUUAUGAAACUCUCAAUAUGAUUGUAUAGUGUUUUGGGCUUUUGAGAUUUUUGCCUUGAAAACUGUUUUAAAGAAUAACUGUGCUCCACCAUUUUGUUAAUUAUUGCAAAGGUCUUAAAUUGGCUUGAAUCUAUAAAGUGUCUUAUUCAUUAGGACAUUUUUAUAUGGGCUGUCAGCUGUACAAAGAUUGAUCCAAAGGUCUCCUUUACACAAAAAGCAGAGAACAAUCUUCUUCUAAGUAAUCACUAAACAGCAUUCCAUCUGAUUUAAAAAACAUCCUGGCGCACCCAGCCCUAAAUAAAUUCUUACAAUAAUUUUCCCAAGGUUUUUUUUUUUUUGUUGGCUAAUGGCAAUUCCUGAUUUUGUAACUUGAAUCCCUUAUACUUGAAAGUUCAUAGAAGGCUGGGAUAAUGCUGUUCCCAAGUUUGGUGCAAUUCUCCUGAUGUAUUUAGAAAAUACAUAGGCACUUAAAAUAUCUCAGUGAAUGCUAUUUAAAGGUGCAUUCAGACCCAAUUCUGUGCAACUGAAAAGUGUUCAAAAAUAUUCAAAAGUGCUUAACAUUGCUUGUCAGUGUUCAUAUAGUUUCUUGUCCAUAAUACAUUCUACUUGUCAAGAAGCAAUGUGAGUAUAUUUCAGACAUAGUUGGAGGUUCCUAAAAAUUGUGGUGGAAUUUCUCAAGAACAAUAAAGCUUGGCUGUUGUGGUAAAUGGUGUGACUUCAGAGAUUUUGCAGCAGGGCUCCGAGGAGUGGAGAAAUUUUAUUUGUGCUACAGAAAUAGAAUGGAAACAGCAGCGUGUGUUUUAGAGGUUCAUGAGCCUUUUAGGUGCAUUGUUUACUUGUAUGUAUUUAAUAUUCUUCAGCUUCUUCCAACCAUUAGCUUAUAAAGCUUUUUCAAAACAGAACAGUAAAAUUGUAAAACUAAUACCACAAAAAGCAAAACAACAGUACUAAAUUAUGUCUUGCAGGGAUAUAGGGGGAGAAUCUACUUCACCAUGGGGGGGGGGGUGAGCAUUAUUUUAUAUAUUGGUGCAUUACUGCAAUGCCAUCUGUGAUAAGAGGAAACUAAUUAUCAACAUAUGUUUAUUUGCACUGACUUUAAAAAGUGUACCUGUAAAUUAAAGUUAUUUGGAUUUAUGAGCAUAUUUUAUUUUCACUAUAAUGAUUUUGUAAUUAGGUUACCUGUGUUACUGUAAUGAUCUCCUAAGCAUGAAGCAAGAUAUGUUUAAAGUCGGUAAAUCAUUAACAAACAAAUAAGCUUAUUGCAAAGAGAUGGAAGCACCUUACUGAGAGUUUGUGGGGUUUUUAAAUGCUACUAGAGUCAAAAGGCAGUAGCUUUCUAUCAAUUUUGGCCUCAGUCCAGCAGUAACAGUCUGCAUGUUGAAAUGAGGUCCUUUGUUUCAACCAAUCAUCCAUUAGGCUUGGAAAUGUCCCCAAGUCCAUUGUGGUCCCCCAGUAGUAGCUGCUUUACUGGUACUGCUUCUGUGAGCACUGAGAUAUGCCUUAGGCAGGCUUAGUGCCCAGUGGUAUGGGACCAGACACACAACCUUUUGCUAUACUCCAUUCCCUAUACUGAGGCAUUUGUUAAGUGUUCUUUAGUAGAGAAAAUCACAUUGUUAUGUUACUAUGUAAUGGUUUGUAAAAUACAGCAAUGGCUGGGUUUGUUUUCCCUGUAUCUAUAAUUUUGAAGCGUCCAAUAAAACAAAUUUAAAUUAAUUGCUGCAUGAACUUGAAUGAAAUUAAAACAUAAUUUUAGCAGGGGUAGGGAUUCCAUCAGUAUAUUUUCUAAUGUAAUGCACAGCCAUAUGAGUUCAAGGCUGUUAAUCCAACUUCAAAAGAAUUCCAAGUUGGCAUUUAAAUUUUUUUAUUGAUAUUCAUGCCUUUUAAACUUGCAGACUUUCAUUCUUUGUCAUGCAUUCCUUAGGGUGGAUAUUUACACUGCCUGAAAAUAAAAACAACUGUUCUUAGUAUUUAGGCAAAAGCAUUUUCACUGGGAGCAGCAGUUAUGAAACAUGUAACAUUCCUGUUCUGUUCAACUAAGAAUUGUGUUUAGUAGAUAGUAUAACUUAUGUUGUCUUCUACAGCCCAUGCAAGUUGAUAACAAAUGUGCUAUUGAUUUUUAUCAUUUUGAUUUGGGGCCUUCAUAUUUUGGACAAUCUCUUCUCUUGGAAAAGCUUAUUCAUUCUUUCUCAUUUGAAGUUAGAAACAAGGAUUUUUUUCACCCAAUUAUCAUUCCUUGCCUUCUCGUUUUUUUUAAGUGUCACUAUAUGUAUGUGUACUUUACACUAUGAACCUUGAUUCAAAUGUGCUGGACUAUUCACCUUCAUAAUGCAGGUGCAUCUUUCAGUGCUCUCCCCAUAGAACUCCAUUAGGAUGGAAAGGUAACAAAUAAGGGAGAUGGUGAAUCUAAAGUUCUAGCUAAAGCUAGCUUUUUAUAUGUGGGGGAAGAUGAUUUUGAAAUGUUAACAUUCACAACAUGCUAUCCGCUUUGUAUUUAGCAGUGACUCUCACAUGGUAUUUCUACACAUGCGAAGUGAUUUUAGACUCACACAUUCCUGUAGCUGCAGCCUGUUGGAUGUUCAUUUCUUAUUACAUGUUGCUAACAACACAACUGCUCUAACAUGCUAUCAGAAAUAAAGGCUGCUGAUUAUGUUGCAUGGGUAAAACUGCUAAGGGUUAAUGAAAGAUUUCAUUUUCGAAAAGCUAACAAAUUUAAAGGAAAACUGAUUCACCAUUCACUAAUCAGCAAACUUUGCUACAGUUCUUUAGCACAAUUGUAUUUACCUGGACAUUAUAAAUGUCCAUUUCAUUUUAAAACACUCCAGCAGAUUUGCAUUACCUUUAUAAUGUUUAGUGUUCCUAAAGUAUUAAACAAGCAGCAUUGUUUAAAUAAGCAUUCUUAACAAUAUUUUGAGAACUGAACCAGUUUUAACUGCCUUUUUGCUGUUUUUUUCUUUACUGAAGCUUUUCUGCAACUUUAUUGUAUUGCUUUGUACUUCAUGUGGUUUUUUUUUACUAUCAUGGCUUCAAAAUUCAAACCUGUAAACAAAGUCCUGAAUGACUUGUCUCUUGUACAUGCAACAUAACAACAUACUUACAGUUUUGGUGCUUAAAAUUUGUUCCUUUGUUUUCUUUAAUAAAGGAUAUUUAUUUGAA